AGCGAUGGGAUCCCGUGGUCGGAGGAGCGGCUGAUGCGAAAGGUGCUUUACCUCUCCCUCAAGGAGUUUCGGAGCACGCAGAAACGGCAGCUGGACGGCCAUGGGAGCACCCACCAAAACGGCUCCCUAGCCAACGGGCCGCUCAACGGCUCGGUGUCCUUGGGCGGCCACAAAGACGGCGUCUCGCUGCACGCGUCGGGCCAGGACGAGGGCGGCGACUUCUGCGAGGACGGCCCGGCCAAGAAAAGGCCUCGCCUGCAGGCUCAGAGGAAGUUCGCCCAGUCACAGCCCAACUCGCCCAGCACCACCCCCAUCAAGGUGGCCGAGCCGGCCGCCCUUAACGUGGGUCCGGCCGUCCCCGCAACGGUCGCCGCCCCCUCCUCAUCACCGCCGACGCUCUCGUCGUCGUCGUUCGCCGCCUCGUCUUUGUCAUCGUCCAUCCAGGACCUGUCCAGACGGAAACCCAAGACUGAGGACUUCCUCACCUUCCUCUGCCUUCGAGGUUCGCCGGCGUUGCCCAACAACAUGGCCUACUUCGGCAGCUCCCAGGAGGACGACGACUUGGGGGAGGCGGAGGACGACCGCGACGAGCAGCUGAAGAACGGCAGCCUAUCGCACGGCGUUGCGUGCGGUGGCCACGCUUCAGCUUCCUCUUCCUGCCACUCCACGCCGCGCAAAGGGAAGCCCAUCGCCCGACAACCGCUCAAUGGUCAUGUGUUCAACAACCACGGCAAAGCGGGGACGCGAGAGAGCCCUCGACCCAAGGCGGCGACAGGGGCGGCAGCGCCUCCCCCGCCCCCGCCGCCCCUCCUGAGGGAGCGUAGCGAGCGUGCAGAGGCGCGGGAACACGUCAGGAUGUUGCAGGCCAUGGCCUCAGCUAACGCCGGCGCCGCUAAAGGCCUUGCCACCAGGAGGGCCACUGAGGAACUGCGAAAGCAGGUAUCGCGGGUGAACGGUCUGACGCGUCUGAGCGCCCUGCAGGCGGCCGCCAAGAGAAGCCGCGACUUGCGUCUGCCGUCCAAAACUGUGAAGAGGUAUACGGCCACCGUGUCCAAGGGCCACGUCACCUACACCAAAGCCAAGCAGAGGGAACUGGGCAAGAAAACCAAACUCAGCAGCAAUGACAACGCGAACAAUCACAAUCAGCACAGCCAGCCAGCAGCCAGCAACGGGCUGACCCACUCAGGAAAAGCAGCAGCAGCAGCCUAUCACAGCAAUGCAAAAACUCGCAAACAGGUGCUACUCUCCAACGGGCCGCAGAGGGGCGACCUCAACGGCCGGCUCAACGGCCAGCGCCGCGACGACAGGGACGAGGCGCGCGAGAGUGACCACUCCGGGCGGGAGGGCCUGCGCAACUCAAAACGGCGGUCAGAGGUGGCGGAGGCGCCGAAGCCAGGCCGGGAUCCGAAGAAGGCCCGGCCGCAGCCGCCUCCGCCGGAGCCCCGCGGCAAGAAAGCGGGUCCCGUGCGCUCGGCCGCCCCCAGCACGCCGGUCUCCAACGGGCGUCUGUCGCAGCCGCCGCCGCCCCCCGAGACGGCCGCGCUCCCGUCGUCGCCACCCCAGGCGCAGCAGUCGUCCUCCACGCCAGCGGAGUCGCUCAACCAGCGGCCCCGCCGAGCGUCGGCCGGCAAGCUGAUGUUGAUCCGACAGGCGCAGCGGCAGCUGAGCAGGUCUCACGCCCGCACCUCUUCUUCCCCGUCGCCCGGGCGUAAUCACGGGCGCGGCGCUACCUCAGACCCCCGCCGGACCUCCCCGCCGGCCUCCCCCCUGCCAGGGCCACUCGGGAGCCCGCUCGCGUCCCACCGCGACAAGGAGUGGGAGCGCGAGAAGGAGCUGACGCGGCAGACGGAGCGUGACCAGGAGAAGGAGCGGGGGCCACGUAGGAGCCGCCCCGAGGGCUGGGCGGCCCUGGCCGAGGUGCCCGUCUUCCGCCCGCCAACCGCUGACUUCCAGGACCCCGUGGCCUACCUGGACGGCGUGCGGGAGCGGGCCGAAGCGGCCGGCUUGUGCCGCGUGGUGCCGCCGCCCGACUGGCGGCCCGAGUGCAAGCUGAGCGAGGAGAUGCGCUUUGUCACCACUGUGCAGAGGGUCCACAUGCUGGGCCGCCGAUGGGGCCCCAACGUGCAGCGGCUGGCCUGCAUACGAAAACACCUCAAAUCUCAGGGCAUCUCUAUGGACGAGCCACCCGUCAUCGGUGGCUGCGAAGUGGACCUGGCGCGCUUCUUCCACCUGAUCAAUGACAUGGGCGGCAUGCAGCAGGCCAUGGACUUGAAGAAGUGGACCAAGCUGGCCGACCUGCUGCGCAUCCCCAAGUCGGCGCAGGACCGCCUGGCCAAGUUGCAGGAGGCCUACCUGCGCUACCUGCUGGCCUACGACUCUCUGGGCACCGACGAGCGGCUCCGCUUGCAGGCCGAGGUGUUGCAGGAGAAGCGGCACCUGGAGGCGCGGCACGGGCCCCUGGAGGGCCUGGCGGACUCGUCGGCGCCGGCGCUUCCUCGCUACGAGCCCAAAAACGGGCUGGCGGGCGGCGUGGUGGGCGGCAACGGCGUCUACCAGCAUCUGAAGGAUCUGGAGGCUCAGGUCAAAGCCGGCCGACGACGCCUCUUCGCUCAGGAAAAAGAGGAUGGGCGCCGCGCGGCCGACGAGCGGGACGUCGACGACAUCCUCGGCGAGCAGCACAAAUGUAUUUACAAGGGCAAGUCAGUGUCGUUGACCAACUUCUUCCGGAUAGCGCGCAACACCAUGAGCAUGUGCUUCAACAAGGAGCCCGUCGCCGCCGAAGUGGAGCAAGAGUACUGGCGCAUCAUUGAGCAGCGCGACAGCCACGUGGCCGUGCAUUGUGGGAAAGUGGACACCAGCACGCACGGAAGCGGGUUCCCCACCGGGAAGUCGGAGCCAUUUUCAAAACACGGGUGGAACCUCACCGUCCUUCCCAAUAAUUCGGGGUCCAUCCUAAGGCAUCUCGGUGCUGUGCCCGGGGUCACCGUUCCCUGGCUGAACGUCGGCAUGGUCUUUUCUACCUCAUGCUGGUCUCGAGACCAAAAUCGCCUUCCGUACAUUGAUUACCUUCACACUGGUGCUGAUUGCAUUUGGUAUUGCAUCCCUGCUGAGGAAAAGUCCAAACUGGACAAGGUGGUCCACACGCUGCUUCAGGCCAACGGGACGCCCGGACUGGAAAUGCUGGAGAAGAACAUCAUGAUUUCUCCAGAGGUGCUGUGCCGCGAGGGCAUCCGCGUCCACCGCACGGUGCAGCGCAGCGGGCAGUUUGUGGUCUGCUACCCCGGCGCGUUUGUCUCCAAAGUUUGCUGCGGUUACAGCGUGUCCGAGACGGUCCACUUCGCCACGCCAAACUGGAUCCAGCUGGGCUACCAGGCCGCCAAGGACCUGAAGUGCCGGCGCAUAGCCAAGCCCUUUUCCAUGGAGAAGCUCCUCUACCAGAUCGCCACGGCCGAGUCCAAACGGGACAACGGCCUCCUGCUCACCACCGUCGCCGGCCUCCUCAAAGACCUCAGGAACCUGGAGAUGCGGCAGCGCCGCGAGCUGUUCACGGCCGGCCUACAGUCGGCGGCCCGCUACGGCGCUCACGACGAAGGUCGCAAGAAGCCGCGCGGAAAGUGGACGGCGCUGGAGUCCUCCGAGAGACGCUGCCAGAUCUGCCACCACCUCUGCUACUUGUCCAUGGUGGUGCAAGAGACAGACAACGUGGUGUUCUGCCUGGAGUGCGCGCUGCGCUACGUGGAGAAGCACAAGACGGGCCGAGGCCUCAAGAUGAUGUACAGAUACGACGAGGAGCAAAUCGACAACUUGGUGAAGCAGGUAUGCGGUCGAGCCACGUUGAAAAGCGGUGGGAGUGUGGCGACCAGCGGGGGCGAGGCCUGCCGCCGCCCCGUCAGCCCCGCCAAAGCCUCGCCGGCCAAGCGCGGCGCCCCCCGCAAGCGCGCCGUCGUGGAGGUGUCGCUGUCCCGCCUGCCGCCCGAGACGGCCGCCGUGUCCUGA
This is a messenger RNA of Nerophis lumbriciformis (worm pipefish), 3996 nucleotides long. NCBI's taxonomy places the organism in Eukaryota, Metazoa, Chordata, Actinopteri, Syngnathiformes, Syngnathidae. The record is from RefSeq and is a predicted model, not a curated record.